Mesorhabditis spiculigera is the source of this 576-nucleotide messenger RNA. NCBI's taxonomy places the organism in Eukaryota, Metazoa, Nematoda, Chromadorea, Rhabditida, Rhabditidae. The record is from the annotation of a GenBank genome assembly.
AUGGCCGUCCAAGGUCAGCUGGUUGUUAUUGGCAUCGAUCCGUGCAUUUCUCAACUAGAGCAAAAAUUGUAUGUGGCUCUGCAAGCCCCUGACAAUUCCAAAAAUGCCGGUGCUCGAGCAGCACUACACGAGUUGCUAUGGGAAAGUGAGGGCGAGGGUAAGACGGCCUGGAUCCUCGGAUGGGCUAUAUUUGCAUUAAUCCAUGACACCUCUGAUUUUUUGAUUAUGCUACCUGUAUUCUUUUUGAUGCUAUUAGCUCGAGCACCCGCUUUUCUGGGUUUGCUGACCUAUAAACCGGUCUUUAUGCAAAUAUACUUGAUUUCAUAUGUAUUGGAGCUGUUGAUUAUCGUGAUCAUCGCUAUUUUGAUAAAUGCCGUAUCUUCAUGGAAGGAAUACUUCCGGGAGCAGCACGGCCGGUUUGACGUUCUUGCCAUGGUAGCAGUUUUCAUUGCCUAUUUCACGCUCUGGGGAGUCGCGGCAAAAUGGCAGUUCUAUCGCUACGUCAGAGAUCUCCAACUAGAGAAGGAACAGCAAGAAAACCCUGCCAUCAUCAGACACGAGAAUCCCAAAAGAUUU